CCCUCCUUUCACGUGUUCUCCUCUUUUCCUUUUCUGUUGCAGAUUUUCCUCUGCUUGCUUUUGGAACGUAAUGGAAGGCAAAAAUCAAACCUCUUCUUCAUCGUCUUCAUUUACUGCUCAACUUUUUGGAUCAAAGGAAUCAUGUGCAGCAGCUCCGUCUUCUGGUCUUUUCARUUCUAUCUUCCCACCUCCUUCCAAGCCUCAUGGAAAGGACUAUAUUAGCUCUGAAUUGACCGGGAAGAACCAUGGUGUUGCAGUCAAACAAGAUUUUGUUGAUAAAGAAGACAAGAAUCGGAAUCCAAAGAAGGAUGCGGGUCCGUUUUAUCAGCAAGAAAGAUCACAGCCAUGUCACCUCAGCUCGUCCAUAUAUUAUGGUGGUCAAGAUAUCUACACAAAUCCUCAGAUUACCAAUAACACCCCUGCAAACUCAACACAGUACAAUGAGGGAGAAGACGACGGACAUGCUUCAAGAGGGAACUGGUGGCAGGGGUCCCUCUAUUACUAGUUAUUAAAACCACCUAGGUAUGUGGUAUGUGAAAUCGACGUUCUUUGGACGUUUUAUAGCUCGAGGAAAAAAGAUAGCSCGCUCUCUCUCUAUAUAUAAUAAACUAUAUUAACCUCAUGCAUGUAUGUGAUCUUUUUCUUUUUGCAUAGAAUAAUAUCCUUCGUUAAUUAAAGGAGACAAGUUUGUGCGACUUGAAACUUCAUGUAGAUUUCUAGCUUUUAUUAAUGUUGGAUAUAUAAUUACGUAUGAUAAUUCCGUAUGU
Cynara cardunculus var. scolymus (artichoke) is the source of this 767-nucleotide messenger RNA. RefSeq lists its product as uncharacterized. Lineage: Eukaryota; Viridiplantae; Streptophyta; Magnoliopsida; Asterales; Asteraceae. Bases 71 to 505 code for a protein of 144 amino acids. The transcript is spliced from 6 exons. The record is from RefSeq and is a predicted model, not a curated record.